AUGAUUGAACCCAUCUUUGCAAUAAUUCUUUCUUUGAAUUAUAUAAUAAAAGUUGCUGGAAUUCAAGAAAUGAUGUCAACUUCAUUUUAAGGAAGUAAUUUUUCUGAUGCGGAUAGUAAUUAUUAUAUUCAUUCAAUUUUAGAUUGGGUUGUAAGUGGAGCAGUGACAUCAAUCACAGAUUGAGGGGUCUAAAGAAUAUUAGGAGGAUAUAAUUUCUUGGAGCAAGGGCUAGUGUUAGCAAGACUAUUGCACUUCAACCUCAUUUUAAGAUAUAUUUGUAAGUGGCAUUUUGAAGUAAGUUGUAUCAAUAUUAGAGAAU
Molecule: messenger RNA, 319 nt
Organism: Paramecium octaurelia
Lineage: Eukaryota; Ciliophora; Oligohymenophorea; Peniculida; Parameciidae
Source: the annotation of a GenBank genome assembly